Molecule: messenger RNA, 1137 nt
Organism: Dama dama (fallow deer)
Lineage: Eukaryota; Metazoa; Chordata; Mammalia; Artiodactyla; Cervidae
Gene: GJB4
Product: gap junction protein beta 4
Exons: 2
Coding region: 150-950 (266 amino acids)
Biological process (GO): cell communication
Cellular component (GO): connexin complex
Molecular function (GO): gap junction channel activity
Source: RefSeq, a predicted model, not a curated record
ACAAAAGCUGCCUCCGGGAGGUCCCCAGGCAGACGGGCAGACACGCCAGCCCAGGGACGGAAGAGUGGCUGCUAGAACCACACAAGGUUCUUCCAGCCCUGUGACGCCGGGCCGAGAUCGUCCACUCAGGGAAGCAAGGCCGGGUCAGCAUGAACUGGGCGUUCCUGCGGGAUGUGCUCAGCGGGGUCAACAAGUACUCCACGGCGCUGGGCCGCAUCUGGCUGUCGGUGGUCUUCAUCUUCCGCGUGCUGGUCUACGUGGUGGCGGCGGAGGAGGUGUGGGACGACGAGCAGAAGGACUUCGUCUGCAACACCAAGCAGCCGGGCUGCCCCAACGUCUGCUACGACCAGUUCUUCCCCGUGUCCCACGUGCGCCUCUGGGCCCUGCAGCUCAUCCUGGUCACGUGCCCCUCGCUCUUCGUGGUCAUGCACGUGGCCUACCGCCAGGAGCGGGAGCGGAAGCACCGCCGGAAGCACGGGCCGCACGCCCCGUCCCUGUACGACAACCCGGACAAGAAGCGGGGCGGGCUCUGGUGGACCUAUCUGCUGAGCCUCCUCUUCAAGGCGGCCGUGGACGUGGGCUUCCUCUACGUCUUCCACCGCCUCUACGAGGACUACAACAUGCCGCGGGUGGUGGCCUGCUCCGAGUCGCCCUGCCCCCACACCGUGGACUGCUACAUCUCCCGGCCCACCGAGAAGAAGAUCUUCACCUACUUCAUGGUGGCCACCGCCGUCCUCUGCAUCCUCCUCAACCUCUGUGAGGUCUCCUACCUGGUGGGCAAGAGGUGCCUGGAGAUCCUUGGCCCCAGACCCUGGGGGUCUCGGCGCCGGCCUCACCUGCCGGAGACGUGUCCACCGUAUGCCCUCUCCCCCGGGGAGCACCCCCAAGAUGGGAACUCUGUCCUAAUGAAGGCUGAAAUGACCACGGUUGAUGCAGGUGGGUUUCCAUAACCAGUGAGGUCGGCAGCUGAGACCACCAGAGCCUCUGCCUGCUCCGGAAAGCCACCACAGGGCAGGUGCGGAAGGCAGAUGUGGAGCUCCAGACACCCACCCAGGGACCAAUGCUAGGAAGCAGUUUGGUCUCUGGGUCCUGAGCCCUGGGGGAGGCAGGUUGAUGGCUGAUGGGGAGUUUUGUAUA